AUGUUUAGAGUAGACCGUGAUGAGCCUCUAUCCUCAAUGCUGCCUACACUGGGUUCGUUCUCUCCUAAACCGUUUGUGAUUCGUUUCCAGCCUCACAUCACUUUGCAAUCUGCGAAAACUAAGGCAUCCUGGGCAGAUGAAACCAUGAUUGAACAGAUGAAUCAACAACAACUCCCCUCUGUUGAACCACUCUCUCCUAUUAUCGACCUUUCAACAGAUCAUAUCUAUAACGAUACUGCUAUAGUAGCUCGACCCCAAGCUCCCUUAUCAUUGCACACAGUACUUUGGUCUCGAGAGCAGGAUCAAAAGUAUCCCUGGACGAAGUGA
Messenger RNA from Strongylus vulgaris, 327 nucleotides. Lineage: Eukaryota; Metazoa; Nematoda; Chromadorea; Rhabditida; Strongylidae. The record is from the annotation of a GenBank genome assembly.